AUGGAUAUGGAGCCGGAGAAAUCAGCCUCAAAGUCGAGAUCACAAGCUGUCGACAUCCUCGUCGUCGGAGCCGGCUGGACGUCCACUUUUCUCAUCCCAAUAUGCGAAGCCCGUGGAUUGACCCACGCAGCAACAUCGCGAAGCGGGCGUAAUGGGACCAUCCGAUUUGAGUUUAAUCAGGAGCUCGGUCUAGGCAGUGGUGGUGGUAGCACCGGUGGAGAGGGGAACCAUGAAGCGGAGAAUGGAGGCGGGAAUCAAGGGGAAGCAGCGGCAUCGGGGGUGGGAGAUGUUCAUCGCGACGACGAAGAAGGUUUCGCGCGCCUCCCGCAGGCACAAACUGUCCUAAUAACCUUCCCUAUCACCAAACCUGGCGCCGUUGCCAGGCUCGUUCGUACGUAUAUGCGUCUGCAUGUACCCGAGGGCUCCAGUGCUCAGUUUAUCCAACUUGGGGCGACGAGCAUAUGGGACAACCUGCACCGUUGGUGUGACAGGCGGUCGCCGUAUACGCGCACUGACCGUGCGGCCUCGGAGGACGAACUUCUGGCUAUAGGGAAUGGUACGGUUCUCAAUCUCGCCGGUCUAUGGGGCGGUAAACGCGAUACUCGUAACUGGGUGGGCAAGGUCGCCCCGACGAAGGAGGCAUUGCGGAAUAAGGGCAGCAUCCACAUGAUCCACGGCCACGACGUCGCGCGGGCUAUCCUUGCCGUACAUGCAAACUUUGACAAGGCCGCUGGGCAGCGAUGGAUCCUCAGCGAUGGUCGUGUCUACGACUGGUGGGACUUGGCGUCAGCGUGGGGUGUACGGGACUCACCAAGCGGUGAUCGUGGCCCGCAUCCACUUUGGGUCCUCGAACUAAUGCAAGAAGCUGGAGUUCGUGGACUUCCGCGCGACGUAUCGCUGCUAGGCCGUGCACUUGACUCCAGAGACUUCUGGGUUACGUUCGGACUUACGCCCGAGAAGGCGCGGUUAGAUUCGGGAGACGUGUAA
Pleurotus ostreatus (oyster mushroom) is the source of this 987-nucleotide messenger RNA. RefSeq lists its product as uncharacterized. NCBI's taxonomy places the organism in Eukaryota, Fungi, Basidiomycota, Agaricomycetes, Agaricales, Pleurotaceae. The transcript has 3 exons. The record is from RefSeq and is a predicted model, not a curated record. Bases 1 to 987 code for a protein of 328 amino acids.